GAAAUGCGUCAUCGGAGUGCGACAACUGGCACUGCGCGGGAAAUGGUUCCAUGCUGCUGGUCGGAGCGCCACAGCGCCGUGCUGCCAUCACGUAAAGUCUGCUGACGGGACAAUGGUGCAAAUAUUCAUACGGGGCAGUGCGGAUGGCACCAGUCCUCCUGAGUGGCUCAUGGUGGAACUGCAGGGAGAAAUGGUUUCCAGACAUGACUCUGGUCUGGCAGGCAAUGUGAUGGGAGACCUGCUCUACACCAAAGAGGGGACGCCAGUGCUUAUAGUUGGACAUCAUAUUCUCUAUGGAAAGCAGCUCAAACUGGAGAAACCCUUUGCCAUCCUCACCAAGCAUUCCGGCCAUUUGCAGGAUACCCUGGGCAGCCAUGACAACGACAAUAGCAGCAGGGAUGUCACACACGUAGCUAUGGAAACAAACCAGCAGGGACCCACCUCCACCUCCUACACUGUGUCCGCCCUCAUCACACGGAAGCUGAUCUUUAAGACACGCCCGAAACCCAUCAUCACCAAUGUACCCAAGAAGGUGUAGCUUGACAGGGUUUCCUCACUGGGUCAGACCAACUGAUCGCUCUCCCCUGCUGGAAGUUUACUUCAGCUAGUGUUACCCUUCGUUUGGAGUAUCAGAUAUUUGUUUUACAAAUGGUAAAUACAUCUUACUGAUCGUUACUGCCAAACUUUGGCCUGAACUGAUUCCCAGAGGGACUUUGAGAUUUGUAUAAAAAGCUUAAAAUCCCAUGACAGUCUAAUUGCUCUUUUAACACUUAUAUUUUCUAUAAAAAUUUCUUUAAAAAUAAUGAAGGGUUUUUUAUUCACAAAUGAAAUCACCAGCUGCAGAUGUAGAUGUAGUCUUAUUGACACUGUGUGUUGCUCCAUUUCUGAUGCAAAACCUGAUAUUGUCACAUGACUAUAAUCCUCAGAUUGAGUAAAAAAAAUGCACAAAUAUUUAUAGCUGUCAAUUGCUUUACUCAUUUUUUAAACAAUGACAACCAGGACUAGCAGUGGACCAGAACUCCAGUAGAAAUUGACUGCUAAAUCCCCACAUUUAUACUUAGUCAAAAAGGGUAUCCCGUUUUGCACUUAAUAAAGUUGAAAGACCAAUUCAUUAGUUCCACACCAUCCAAAAGACACCUGUGUCUCUUCAAAUCCACGGCUCCUGUUUGUAAUGCAAGAGAAUAUACAAGACCGUUGCAAUAUGGCAUUCUUUUCUUUGCUAAUGUUUAAUUGUUGAGCAAUAUCAAAGUGUGAAAUUCAAUGACUGAUCCAUGUUAACCUUAAGAAAAUAAAGUUUAUUGAAGUGAGUUCAUCCUAGAGAAGUACAACAGUGAUUUUCAUACAGCAAUUCCCUUCACUGUUUUUGCUGAAUGGGUGAACUAGUUAGAAGUAGGCUGCAGUGCGGAUCCCUCCCUCUGGUUCUUUAUGAGAAUUGGAACAAUGAUGACUUACUGACUGUUAAUGGGAUUAUAUGAUAAUGCCAAUGCUGUCCAUCUCAACCCACCAUUUACACUGAAUGAAUGUCAAGUUCUGCAUUAAAGAAUUUAAUUCAACCAGAACUUUAGCUCCCUUCAGAAUACGCCCCAAAACAUUGGUACACAGAUUUGGCCAUAUGGUCACAGUGAAUGUAAUGCUAUACAUUAAUAAUAAAAGUGAGAUGGAACAUGGA
Molecule: messenger RNA, 1669 nt
Organism: Gasterosteus aculeatus aculeatus (three-spined stickleback)
Lineage: Eukaryota; Metazoa; Chordata; Actinopteri; Perciformes; Gasterosteidae
Gene: chtf8
Product: CTF8, chromosome transmission fidelity factor 8 homolog (S. cerevisiae)
Biological process (GO): mitotic sister chromatid cohesion
Cellular component (GO): Ctf18 RFC-like complex
Source: RefSeq, a predicted model, not a curated record